This is a messenger RNA of Apaloderma vittatum (bar-tailed trogon), 2145 nucleotides long. It is a transcript of the gene MRE11, whose product is annotated as MRE11 meiotic recombination 11 homolog A (S. cerevisiae). Gene Ontology annotation, molecular function: 3'-5'-DNA exonuclease activity; DNA endonuclease activity; manganese ion binding. NCBI's taxonomy places the organism in Eukaryota, Metazoa, Chordata, Aves, Trogoniformes, Trogonidae. The transcript has 19 exons. Gene Ontology annotation, biological process: mitotic intra-S DNA damage checkpoint signaling; mitotic G2 DNA damage checkpoint signaling; double-strand break repair via homologous recombination. The record is from RefSeq and is a predicted model, not a curated record. Bases 1 to 2145 code for a protein of 714 amino acids. Gene Ontology annotation, cellular component: nucleus; Mre11 complex.
AUGAGUACCGUCAACUCGCAGGACGAUGAAGAUACCUUUAAAAUACUUAUUGCUACUGAUAUUCAUCUUGGCUAUUUGGAGAAGGAUCCAGUGCGUGGAAGUGAUACAUUUGUAACUUUUAAUGAAAUUCUGGACCACGCUCAGAAAAAUGAAGUGGACUUUGUUUUAUUAGGUGGGGACCUUUUCCAUGAUAACAAACCUUCCAGAAAAACUGUACACACUUGUUUGGAGUCACUAAGAAAAUAUUGCAUGGGUGAUCGUCCUGUUCAGUUUGAAAUUUUGAGUGAUCAGGCAGUUAAUUUUCACAAGAGCAAGUUUCCAUGGGUGAAUUAUCAGGAUGGAAAUCUUAACAUUUCUAUCCCAGUUUUUAGUAUUCAUGGCAAUCAUGAUGAUCCCACAGGGGCAGAUGCGCUGUGUGCCUUGGAUAUCUUAAGCUGUGCAGGACUGUUGAAUCACUUUGGAUAUUCGACUUCUGUAGAGAAAAUAGAUAUCAAUCCCAUUUUACUGCGUAAGGGUAGAACACAAAUUGCUCUGUAUGGCCUGGGAGCUAUUCCAGAUGAGAGGUUGUAUCGUAUGUUUGUCAAUAAACAAGUAACCAUGCUGAGACCAAAGGAAGAUGAAGAUAGUUGGUUUAACUUAUUUGUGAUUCAUCAAAAUAGGAGCAAACAUGGAGCUACUAACUACAUUCCCGAGCAGUUUUUAGAUGACUUCAUUAAUCUUGUUGUGUGGGGUCAUGAACAUGAGUGUAAAAUAGCUCCAUGCCAAAAUGAACAGCAACGUUUCUAUGUUUCCCAGCCAGGAAGUUCAGUGGUGACAUCUCUGUCCCCCGGAGAAGCUGUGAAGAAACAUAUUGGUUUGCUGCACGUUAAAGGGAAGAAAAUGAAAAUGCAGAAGAUUGCUCUCGAGACAGUGCGGACAUUCCAAAUGGAGGAUAUUGUUCUAGCUGAUCAUCCUGAUCUUUUUAAUCCUGACAAUCCUAAAGUAACUCAGGCGAUACAAGCGUUCUGCAUGGAAAAGGUGGAGUUGAUGCUGGACAAUGCAGAAAGAGAACGCUUGGGAAAUCCACGCCAGCCAGAGAAGCCUCUCAUAAGAUUACGAGUUGACUAUGCAGGUGGCUUUGAACCAUUCAGUGUCCAUCGUUUUAGCCAGAAGUACAUCGACAGGGUGGCUAACCCAAAAGACAUCAUACACUUUUUCAGGCGUCGUGAACAAAAAGGGAAAAAUGACAACGAUCUUAAUUUUGGAAAACUCGUUAGAAGACCUGCUUCUGAGGGGACAACACUGAGGGUGGAAGACCUUGUAAAGCAGUAUUUUCAGACGGCAGAGAAGAAAGUACAGCUCUCACUUCUAACUGAAAGAGGAAUGGGGGAAGCAGUGCAAGAGUUUGUGGACAAAGAGGAAAAAGAUGCCAUAGAAGAGUUGGUGAAAUUUCAACUAGAAAAAACGCAGAGGUUUCUUAAGGAGCGUCGCACUGAUGCAGAGGAAGAAAAAAUAGAUGAAGAGGUGCGAAAAUUCAGGGAGAGUAGAAAAAAGAAUACUGAAGAAGAGGAUGAGGAAGUUCGUGAGGCAAUGACCAGGGCUAGAGCCCUCAGAUCUGAGGAUGCUGUUCUUGUCGAGGCUUCCAGUGAUGAAGAACUCAUGGACACGGGGACAAGAGGCACUGGUGAUUCGGAUGAUGCCCUUCCUGGAACAAUGAGGCAAGGAAGGGGGCGGGCAAGGGGCAGGGCAAGAGGUGCAAGAGGACAAAAUGCGACAGCAAGAGGUUCAUCUCGAAGGGGAAGAGGAAGCACUAGCCAAGAGUCAGCUACGAGCAGCAGAACCUACAAGCCUGUGUCUGUGCCUGCCAAGAAUAUGUCAAUCAUGGAUGCCUUUAAGUCUUUCAAACCACAGGCCUCCUUGAAUUCAUCUAAAUCUUAUUCUGAGCUUUAUAAAUUAUAUCAUUUUUUUCAGGAUAUUAUAGAUGAUGACUCUGAUAUGGAAGAAGUUUCUGUUGUUCCUUCCAAAGUCAAUCAAAGGUUGUCAACUACACCUUCAGUUAGUAAAAGAGGUUCACAAAGCCAGACAUCCAGAGGAGUUGAUUUUGAGUCGGAUGAGGAUGAAUUUGAUCUGUUCAGAAGCACUCCACCAUCAAGAAGAACUAAGUGA